Messenger RNA from Lutzomyia longipalpis, 1783 nucleotides. RefSeq lists its product as uncharacterized. Lineage: Eukaryota; Metazoa; Arthropoda; Insecta; Diptera; Psychodidae. The transcript is spliced from 2 exons. The record is from RefSeq and is a predicted model, not a curated record. The coding region runs from base 859 to 1404 and encodes 181 amino acids.
ACGUCUCGCGCUGGAUCAGCUAGAUUCAGCAUUUUAGUUGUGUCCAUGGAGUUGAGCUCGUCGGGAAGAUUUCCCUACGAAUGUUCUCACACUGUCUAUUAAAUAAAAUCUAAAUAAAUCGGUCGAGUACAAAAGAGUUUGUUCUUUGCUAAUUUAAUAUUCUGACCAUGAUGGAGAGUAUUUGAUGAGAGCGUAGUGAAAGUGAAACUUGCAGCAGGUAGAACUGGGAAUAAGGCAUUUUAUAUAGAUUAUUUUAGAUGAAAAGACAAUGCACAUCCGGGACUUUAUUGGAAAGCUGAGAGACUGGUGAAAUAUAAAAGUGACGCUGUGUGUUUCCUCUUGUGAAAUUUGAAUUUGAGCUAUUAUUCAGCAGAGCUCAUGAGAGUGAAGAUCCAUACAUGUACAUGAUUUUCUCAAUUGUUGAGAAGAAUCUCUUUUGACUAUGAAGUGGUAAUGCAUCAUCGCGAGACAACAAUCUUUAAGACGGUCGCUCGACGGUGAACUUUGCAAUAUAUAGUGUAUGUACGUUUGCCUAUACACUCGACUUUCGUGAACUAUUGGAGUAAAUUCUUCGCGCUCUCGCGGGAGACCUCAUGAUUUUCUACAAUCAUCCGUGGCAGAUGCAGAGGCAAAUGCCAAGGAAAUAGUGCUUCUCAUCCAAAAUCAAGCUUCUCCUCCUUCGGAAUAGCUCACAUCAUCAACACAAAUUGCUAUGACUAAGGAUAUGGCAUUGACUCUUUAAGAGUCCGUCACCAUUGUUCUUUCUUUUUUGGUGGAAGAAGAGCUGAUUAGAAGGAGAGGAAACUUCUGACGAGUUAAUAAAUUUAGAUACAGAUCAUAAGAGAAGAAGAGGAAAAAAUGUCUUCAGAACGAUCAAUACCACAUCUUCGAGAUAUUUUUGGUUUAUCCAGUUACUCUUCGCUCAGCGGAGGAUCUCAAAAGACUUCAGAUUCGUACCACCAUGCGAAUCUCACGGGAACCAGUGAUACCCACUCAAGUGGAAAACAGUCAAAGAAGCGCCGCGACAAGAGUGGCCCAAAUGGGACGGGAGAUGUGAAGACAUUGGAGAGACAUUUGAGUAUGAAGAAGACAAUUAGGAAGAAAAUCAUGCGAGACCUGCAGCAGGCCUUUGUGGAUGAUCCCAAUGAGUUCAAAGUGGAAAAUCCCACACCUGACCAACUGAAAGCUGAAUUGAAUGCAGAAGCAUUGAGAUUUGGGGACAAUCGACGCACGAGGAAAUCCGACAAUUUUCUCGAUAUGCUCCGGGGGGAAAAUCAGAAAAACUACGACUACCAAGAUGGGGAGCAUCGCAAUCAGAAACGUGGUGGUAGCAAUGACUUUGGUGGCACCGACAAACCCAGCUUCUGGAGUCGCCUUGGAAUGAGAAAAGGCAACAAGAGAUAGACCCAUUACGAUGGCAUUCUCUCAAUUGAAUGCGUUCAAAAGGAAUUUAUCAAAUAAGGCUCAUGAUAAAAUUAAAGCAAAAAAAAAAUACUUACAUGUGUAUACACUAUGCAACAAAAUUUAUAAGAGUCAUAAAACAUUUAAAACAAUGUUUAGAGUGUCGAAAGAGAGCAACAAAUCUGCAAUUUGGAUUGAAACUAAUUUUUUUUUUGUAACUUUCAUUCAAUUUUUUGUGAAGAAAGAAUAAAAGAUUAAACAUUGAGUUAUGUAGAAAUUUUGUUGCGUGGUGCAAUUUAGUAUUCCUAUAUUUUACCAAUUAAUACUACAUGUACGACGUCUUGAUUUUAAUUUAGAACUUAAUAAAUUUUAUUAUAAAUUA